Molecule: messenger RNA, 855 nt
Organism: Melampsora larici-populina 98AG31
Lineage: Eukaryota; Fungi; Basidiomycota; Pucciniomycetes; Pucciniales; Melampsoraceae
Exons: 1
Coding region: 1-855 (284 amino acids)
Source: RefSeq, a predicted model, not a curated record
AUGAAGAAAAUCAUCAUUAAUUUAGAUUGGGAUGAAACUAUUACAUCAAAAGAUACCACUUCAUUAAUUUCGAUUAGUUUAAAUCCAAAAAAUCAAGAAAGAUUUCAUCAAUAUACAAAUGAAUAUUUAAGAUUACUUAAAGAUUAUGAAGAAAGAUAUAAAGAUGAACGAAAUGAUUUGAAUGAAGAAAAGAAGUUUUUAGAAGGAUUUAAAGUGAUUGAGGAACAAAUAAUGAGAUCGAUUGAAAAAGAUGAAUAUUUUAAAAAUAAUUGUUUAGAUCUUGUUAAAAGUUAUGAACAAGUUGAAUUUAAUAAAGGUUGGGAUGAAUUCUUUUUAUGGUUUGUUGAUCAAACAACUCAUCCAAAAAAUCAAAUCGAAUUAGAAAUCAAUAUCAUCUCUUGUUCUUGGUCUUCAAACUUUAUCAAACAUUCAUUAAAUUAUCAUGAUUAUGAUCCAUUGAAAUUUAAAUCGAUUAGAUCCAAUGAAAUUAAUCGAAAGGAUGGAAAGUUUGAAGUAAGUGAAGAUUGUAAAGUAUCCAACUCUGGCAUCAAAACUUCAUUAGACAAAUUAAACGAAUUGAAAAAUAUCAUAUCUUUUGAAGAUCUAAACCGUACCAAGACAGUUUAUGUUGGUGAUAGUUUAAAUGAUUUAAUGUGUUUGUUAGAAUCUGAUUUAGGUAUAAUCAUUGGAAACAAUUCAAAAUUGAAAUCGACUUGUGAUAAACUCAAAAUUAAUGUCAUGGGAUUCGAUUGUUUUUGUAAUUCAUUGGAUCAAAUCAGAAAUCAAAAACUGAUGGUUAGAGUUGAUGAUUGGUUUGAAGUUUUAAAAGUUUUAAAUAAAUUCUUAGGAAAUUGA